GCCGUUUGUAUGGUGAUGCAACCUGCCCUUUCAGUCCAUUCAUUUCCAGGCCUCGUGUGGUUAUCGUUCGCCCCAGGUGACUAGCUUUUAUGCUUGAUUGUUCUGCAGCAGGCUGCGCUAGUGUGCGUCCUACCGUCAUUCGCAAAUGCCACCUGCUCUAUUCAGAGAAGCGAGCAGAGGAGGGAGGAAAGGGGCCGAGCGUAUACAGACACAGGUAAAGCAUAAGCAGGAUAUCGCGGGAUAUUGAGCAGUAUACGAGGGGAUGAGCUAGCUUUAGAAGGGGAGAAGUAGCAGAAGAAGAGGGAUAUAAAAGAGAGCUCAAUUGCUCCCCUCCAUCCAUCCAUCCAUCUAUCCAUCCAUCCUCAUCAUCCUCAUCAUCCUCAUCAUCAUCUCCUCUCCCCCACAUACAUACCUACACAUACCACAUAUAAUGAAGAACCAACUCGCUCUCCUCGCUCUGGCCAGCCAGGUCGCUGCCCUCCCCUCGCUCGCCGGCCGCGCUGGCGAAAUUGUCGGCGGAGAGUCCGUCAAGAUCGAGGACUACCCCUACCAGGUCGACCUGCGCGUCAAGGACAAGGCCAACUGCGGUGGUACCAUCAUCAGCGAGCGCUACGUCUUGACGGCAGGCCACUGUGCCCUCAAGUACAAGGUCGAAGACCUCAACAUCCGCGUCGGCAGCACCACCAACGGCAAGGGUACCUCGUACCAGGUCAAGAACAAGUACGUUCACCCCAAGUACGGCCACAACGGCUAUGCCUACGACGCGGCCAUCCUCGAGUUCGACCCCCCCAUCCAGUUCACCGACACCGUCAAGACUAUUGGUCUGGCCGAUGCCGAGCCUGCUACGGGCACCGACACCGUUGUCUCGGGCUGGGGCUCGACCAGUGGCGGCCGUCCCGUCUACCCUACGGAUCUUCAUGCCGUUCAUGUCCCCAUCCUUGACCACGACGAGUGCAGCAACGACUACGGCGGCACCAUCACUGCGGAUAUGAUCUGCGCCGGCUACGCCGAGGGUGGAAAGGACUCUUGCUCGGGCGACAGCGGCGGUCCCCUCGUUGCCGACGGUAAGCUUGUUGGUGUCGUCUCCUUUGGCCGGGGCUGCGCUGAGCCCGGUUACCCUGGUGUUUACGCCAGCGUGGCCAGCACCGAGAUCCGCGACUUCAUCAAGCAGACCACCGGUCUUUAAAUGCACCAGCGAAGGGAAAUAACGUAAAAUACUUACCCAAAGUGGCGUCCAGCAAGCGUGUGGAAUCAAAUUGUCUUUGAUAUAUAUACUUACAACUCUACAUAUACCUAUGCAUACAUAGCACUGUUCAUAGUAUAAAAAUGUACAUAUGCUGCUAAAUUACAGACCUAUUGUCAGGGUGCGGUUUUGGAAGGUUUAGGAAGGUGCGGUCCGAAACGGCAAAACAGUCUAUUCUGCUAUUCUAGUUCCUGUACAUAGGCUAGAUUAGACUGCGCGCCGAUAAGUCGCUGCCUAGGUAUCAGACAAUAAAGUAGAGAAUGGACGCAAUCGAUUGGGAGUUG
Molecule: messenger RNA, 1527 nt
Organism: [Torrubiella] hemipterigena
Lineage: Eukaryota; Fungi; Ascomycota; Sordariomycetes; Hypocreales; Clavicipitaceae
Source: the annotation of a GenBank genome assembly